Messenger RNA from Jatropha curcas, 1532 nucleotides. The record is from RefSeq and is a predicted model, not a curated record. NCBI's taxonomy places the organism in Eukaryota, Viridiplantae, Streptophyta, Magnoliopsida, Malpighiales, Euphorbiaceae.
CACCUAUUUCACCAUAGUUAGAACUCAAUUUCUUUGAUAUAUAUACAUAUAUUUGUAAUGAAAGUGUUAAGCAAUAUCCAUGGCAACAAAAUCUUCUCACAUCCAUCUAAUACUUCUAACUGCUCUCUGUAUCUUUUUGGUUUCUUCCAUGAAAAAGAACAAUAUCAUAAACUAUAACCUCUCCAACUUUUUAUCGUCUCUUCAUCUACCUUUUGCUUCGUUUAAUCAAACCCAGCAAUCUUUUCCUUCACCAAAUCCAAGUCUACCUCUUAACAACGCUAAGAAUAAGAAGGGAAGUUUGGAGAAUCUUGAAAAUGGUUUGGCUAGAGCAAGAGCAGCAAUUCGUCAAGCUGUUGAAAAGCGAAACUACUCGUCGUUUAGGGAGGAGAAUUACAUUCCAAGAGGAGUCGUUUACAGAAACUCUUACGCUUUUCAUCAGUUAAGUGCUUUUCAUCAGAGUCAUAUAGAGAUGGAGAAGAGAUUCAAGAUAUGGGUUUACAAGGAAGGGGAGCCACCAAUAUUUCACGGAGGACCAGCAGUCGAUAUCUAUGGCAUUGAAGGGCAAUUCAUUCAUGAGAUGGAGAUUGGUAACAACCACUUCAUUGCUCGCCAUCCUGACGAGGCACACAUGUUUUUAAUCCCCAUUAGCAUCUCCAAUAUCAUCUCCUUCGUGUACAGGCCUCUUGUCACCUUCUCCCGUGACGAGCUACAACGGGUGGCCGUCGAUUAUAUUAGCGUUGUAGCUGACAAAUACCCUUAUUGGAAUAGAAGCAAUGGAGGCGACCAUUUCUUCGUCUCUUGCCAUGAUUGGGCACCAGAAAUCUCAAUAAAAAAUCCUGAACUGUUCAAGAACUUCAUUAGAGUACUAUGUAAUGCCAACAAUUCUGAAAGUUUUCGACCUCAAAGAGAUGUCUCUCUACCAGAAAUCAAAAUACCAAGAGGCAAGCUUGGCCCUCCUCUUGUAGGCCUUCCUCCAAGUAACCGUACAAUUCUGGCAUUCUUCGCUGGUGGCUGCCAUGGCUACAUCAGAAAGGUUAUGUUAGAGUAUUGGAAAGAAAAGGACAAUGAGGUUCAAGUUCAUGAGUAUCUUGAUGGGAAGAAAAAUGAUUACUUUAAACUGAUGGGUUCAAGUAAGUUUUGUCUAUGUCCAAGUGGGUAUGAAGUAGCAAGUCCUAGAGUGGUAGCAGCAAUUCAACUUGGAUGUGUUCCUGUUAUUAUUUCUGAAAACUAUUCACUACCAUUUAGCGAUGUUCUUGACUGGAGCAAAUUUUCCGUGCAUAUUCCGGCCAAAAGGAUACCGGAAAUUAAAAUAAUUUUGAAAGAAAUAUCGGAAAGAAGAUAUCUAAUGUUGCAAGAAAGAGUUAUGCAAGUUAGGAGGCAUUUUAUGCUCAACAAGCCAAUGAAGCCAUAUGAUAUGAUGCAUAUGCUUCUCCACUCAAUAUGGUUAAGGCGACUUAAUUUGAGACUUUCAAAUUAAUUGUUGAUUACUUAGACUCUAUUUGAACUUUGAAUUAAAAUUCAUUUUUUUAAUA